Molecule: messenger RNA, 4331 nt
Organism: Carassius gibelio (silver crucian carp)
Lineage: Eukaryota; Metazoa; Chordata; Actinopteri; Cypriniformes; Cyprinidae
Exons: 7
Coding region: 821-1789 (322 amino acids)
Source: RefSeq, a predicted model, not a curated record
GAAACGUUAGCCUAAAUUAUAUCUGAUACGUUCAAAUAUUUAUUCAAACCUACCAUUUGUUCAUAUCUUAAUUAUUGUCGUCAUCUCGUAUGACUUAAUGCAGAUUUGUAAUAACAGUUGCCUGAAUGACCUUAUUUUCUAUUGCGCUAUCCAUGACAGGUGAAUUAUUUGACGGGGUGAUACGUGGAUUGAUAGGAAGUUAAAUGAAUAUGUUUAUAGACAGGCGCAUGUUUCUGUAUUAGUUCGUUGUGUCAGCACGCACAUAUUUCUCGCUGUUACGCGCGUGUGAAUGCUCUGUUUGUCUACAUGCGAGGGCGCAUCUAACUGCUUGGCUUGGUCUCUCAGCUUCAAACUGUGCGAACCGCCGCUCUUCCCCAACCCCCGUUGCACUGCUCAGGCAACGAGGGAGGAGCCAGCCCAAAUAAAUGUGGGGAGGAGAAAAACGAAGACAACAAACCUUAAAAAUGUAGGCCACGGCGCGUGACCCAGUUCCUCACGAACAACCCAGCAAAUGUGAAUGUGGAGCACGGCUAUUAUCCCCCACGCCCGGCACGGUUCCAGGGCGGUUCUACUGUGUGUUUUUCUCUCUGUGCCAGGCAAUGUUCGGGGGCUUUUAGAAAUAUGAAAAAGAAGAUAGUAAUGUUACAUUUACCCAAUUUGCUAUUUAAACUAGCAACAAGGUAUCAAAAGUUUGCAUUUCUGGCCUGUGGAGAGCAAAACCCAUCCAGCCAUCCACCCACCCACACAGUGUGAAAUCUACACCCCCUCAAGGAGAAUAGUGAGGUCACAGAAGUGAAAGCACCAUUGUGCGUUCAGAGGGAUGGAGGACAGGAGGUACCUGCCACCAGAUGGAGGUGGAAAUGCCAAACGCUCUGCCUCAGCUGAGUGUGACACAGUGGAUAGAGUGAUCAGGAAGGAGCAGGAUGACCCUGAGACCUCCACACAAAUUUGUGUGAGAAAAGACGAUCUCUGCGAUCUUCCUCGUAAGGUGCCUCGUUUCCAGUAUGUGGAUUUCCCUUCCCUGCACCAGUGCAUCCAACAGCUUUCUGUGCCUCCACUGAACAGCUGGCUGGGAUCCUGCUCGUUGGCAAAGGCACCAAACUACAGGCCUGACAGUCCUAAGGAAAAGGUGCCCAAGUUUAAAUACGUGGACUACCCAUCUCUCCACCACUGCAUUCAGCAGCUGUCUGUGCCUCCACUGGAAAGCUGGAGUGCAGGUCUGGUCAGGUUUAAUGCAAAGGGGAAAGAGGAUGGCUCUGGGUCACAGAAGAGGCCCUCUCAGCCUGGGACUGUGAAUAAUAACAAAAGCAAUGAGGCAAGAGAUCAAAAAAACAAGGACAAGAGUAGAGUUAUAUCAUUUUCUUUCCCAAGAGACACACACAACUCCGUCUCAGGCAAGGAGGAGAGGCCUCAAAAUGACCACCCCUCAGAGGUGCCACAGAGGUUAGAGAAAGAUAACUCACCUAUCAGGUCCCGUGCUACUCACACAGAUGCUUCUUUGCAAUCAGAUUGCAGAUCAAGAGCAGAAUCUGGUUCUGGAUCUUGUAGUGAUGCAGCAGUGGUGAGAAACAACAGACCGUCUAUUAUUAACAUGGUGCACAUGGAUAAGCAGAAGCACUGGACAACGGCAGAACACUUGGAAGAACAACUGAACUCUCCAGAUUCAGUCGGACGGGUACCAUGGAAAACCAUCCUGGAGUCAGUCUGCCCAUUCUGCCAACAGAUGUUCACAAACCCCGAGCAGUUCAGGGCUCAUCAGCGGAGCCAUAGAGAUAAGAGACCAAACUGAUGUGCAGAAGAACUGAGUGAGAACUGCUUUUGGCAAACAGUUAAUGCCACAUCAUAUGGAAUCGUAUCAUCAGAGGCCUUCUUGUGUUGUGACUGGCUUUAGUGGCAUUGCUGGCAGGACUAUAGGGAGAUCAAAGAUGCAUUAAGCACAUUAGACAGUUUGGGUUCAGACCUUAGGGAGAAUGUAAGGCAUUGUCUUGACUUAUGUUGUGAUUCUAAAAAGACAGAACUGGACAGAUAGAAAUACACAAGCAUACAAUAUGCAUGCACAUACAGUGCACUUGUGCCCACACACACAAACACACACAUGCAGAGUAUCCUAUUCAUGAUUUAGAAGCGGACAAUAUUUACUUCCCUACAUAAGGACCUUCAGACAUAAUGGGGUUUCGGCUCAAGACAGGUGAUUAGAACCAGAUUUCUGGUCUCUUCCACACAUAUAUCAGAGUGUUUACUGGGGUGAGUGACGCUCGAUGGACUGGUGCGUAAGAAGAUUUUAUUACAAACAAACAGGCUUGAUAAUAAGAUUUGUUACAUUUUAUUGUUUUGUACUUUUUAUGUUUUUGGAAAUUAAUGUCUAAUGGCUUCAAGCUAGUAGUUUUAAAUCUUAAAAAUGUACCACUGGUUUUCAAGUGUUUAAUUGUGUGAGUAAAGAUUUUUAGAUACAGAAACAAAUGCCCUCUGCAAGAAAACCUGUUUGACAGGUUAGCGCUCAGUUUCAUAGAUGAAGUAUUUAAGCUUUAUAUUAACAAAGGAGCUAAUCCAAAAUCAACAACUACUGUGACAAAACUCACUAUUUACAUUUAAACCUCAAGUCUAAAUGGAUUUUAGAUAUUGUGAAAGACCUAUAUUGAACUUUUGUUUAUAAACUUUUGCAGGAACAUAAUACAUUUUUUAUUACAGUAAAGUUCUGACCAGCUAUUAUGUAACAUACCAUAGCAAAGGUCGAGUAUUUCAUGUUUUAUUUGAUUUUAAAUCUAAAGAGAAACAGUAACAUUGUUUCUUGUAAACUCACAGUUACACAACCAAAUUUCAAUAUAUAUUUACAAUGGAAUAUUAUGGAUUUUAUUAUGCACUGUAUGUUUUAAUUCACAAAUACACCGAAGAUUUCAAAUCACUAAAACUUUUAUUAUCAUGUAAUAAAUUUCCAGGAAUUUCCCAAGCUCAGCUGUUGGGUUUCCUGUAAGCAAAUACUAUCCACUUUCAUUCCCACACAGAACAGAUCGACAGGACUGGACAGGUAGCCUGUUUAGAGUGAAGAUUUUUUAAUAAUUUGAAACCGGAAUUAUGAAACAUACUAGAACCAGAAACAACUGUGUGAAAAAUGAAGGUAUAAACACAAACAAGGAAGAGCUAAGAAGCGUGAGAGACAUGGUUAUAUGGUGGAAUGGAAGAGGACAGACAACAGUGGGAUCAGGAAAUUCACAAGUGUAUGAUUUGACUGAUGAUCUCAGCAAGAAGGAAAAUGUUUUAGAGGUGCUUUAUCCUCUCUCUCAAACUCAAUCAAUAAUGAAUAUCCAACCUGUAAACACGUUUGGAACUCAGGAAGAUGGAAACAAACCAAGUCCCACAAACACAAGCCUGGUUUAUUUCUCUGCAUGUAUAAAUGGUUCUACUGAACUGCUUCAGGACACUCAAUGCCCGACCUCGCAGCUCCUGUGUGGCUCCUGCCGUUACCCCUGCUCUUCUGCUAUCUGCCCCAACAAGCUGUGCCCCCUCGUCUCCACACUGCUAACCUGUGACUUGGUAUCAGAUCCACAGAGCAGAGUGUUUGGUUGUCCAACAUUCAGAGCCUGUCCUAAAUGUCAUAAUCUGAUUAUGCAUGAAAAGGGAUGCAAAUUUGUAAUAUGCAAAUCAUGCACUCACCAGUUUUGUUUUAUUUGCUUGGAAAGUGAUUGUAGCAAGGAUAAAGCAAACUACUGGGAACUAACUUGCACAAAGCCGAGAGCAGAAAGACAGAGAUUUAUGGGACCACAAUCCUAAACAGAGAUUCCUCCCAGGGUUGGAUAAUAUUGUAUAAAAUGCAAAUGCAAGAUUUGUUAAUUGCUAUACAGAAGUGACCAGUAAAAUAAAUAUUUUCACAAUCAUGCAAUCUAUAAAACAAAAAUAGCAUUGCAUUGAUCCCAUCUUUUUCUCCUGUGCUUUAAAUCUAUGCUAUGACAUACACCUGACUGACUUGGAGUUUCGUCAGCAGGCAUAACAACUCAAGUAAAACUCAAUAAAGUAGGACCAGUUGACACAAGCUGGUUUGUACCUUAUUAGUGAAACUGACUGUACAUUAUCUUUAUUAUGACUCUCUGCCACUCUCUUUUCUACCUAAUAUGUAAGAAAUCUUAAAAGAACAGCUCAUGGUGCAAUACACCAUUCCAUUUGAAGUAUUAAUGCAUUUAAGUAUUCUUAGUAGCAACCUAUUUUUUAUUCGGUUCUUCUUAACAGUUUACUUGUUUUCCUUCCAAUUGUGGUGUUUUUAAUGUUAUUGUUUAUUGUCAUCACUUCAUCUCAUUCAAUCUAACAGUAUUCAUAUUAAAGUCUUAUACAACAAAGUA